AUAUGAUCGUCCUUCCAUUCCGCCUCUCUAAAAUCAGGAGUGAAGAGCGUCUGUACGUUGAUUUUCAGCUAGAUCCUAAUCUUCCAACUAAGCAAAAUGAAGAUUGUUGCCGCAUAUUUGUUGUUGGUUUUGGGAGGAAAGACCAGUCCAACCGCUGAGGAUAUCAAGGCCGUUCUCGCAUCAGUUGGAGUUGAUGCUGAUGAAGAGAAGAUUGAAUUGCUUUUGGGUUCUGUCAAGGGUAAGGACAUAACCGAAUUGAUCGCUGCUGGUAGGGAGAAAUUGUCUUCUGUUCCAUCCGGUGGUGGUGGUGCUGUGGCGGUUUCCGCUGCCGCUUCUGGUGGCGCCGCCGCUGCUCCGGCUGCAGAGCAGAAAGAAGAGAAGGUUGUGGAGAAGGAAGAAUCUGAUGAUGAUAUGGGAUUCAGUCUUUUUGACUAGAUAAUGCUUUGAAUGAAUGAAGGAUGUGAGAAACUACAUUUUGAUGUUUGUUUUUCAUUACUUAAUAUUUUUAUCUUUUUUUGCUUUGGAAGAACCUUAGUGUUUGUACUUUUAUUUAUUAUGAAUUUCAAGAUUUUGUUACUUUUUAUUGGAUUGGAGGAUAGUUUCUUUGUUUUAUUUGA
Messenger RNA from Impatiens glandulifera, 617 nucleotides. RefSeq names its product 60S acidic ribosomal protein P2B-like. The record is from RefSeq and is a predicted model, not a curated record. Bases 97 to 435 code for a protein of 112 amino acids. Gene Ontology annotation, cellular component: ribosome; cytosolic large ribosomal subunit. NCBI's taxonomy places the organism in Eukaryota, Viridiplantae, Streptophyta, Magnoliopsida, Ericales, Balsaminaceae. The transcript has 4 exons. Gene Ontology annotation, biological process: cytoplasmic translational elongation. Gene Ontology annotation, molecular function: structural constituent of ribosome.